AUGUUGGUUUGGUUUUUCGUUUGUUAGUUUACUUGGGGUUUUUUUUAACGUUAAGAUAGCUAAUUGCAAAAUUAGUUUCUAUUAUUCAUCUUAAAGAAUAGUGGCUCUUUUUGCAGUCAGUUUUACAGUUGCUGUACUGCAUUCAGGGACACAUUAAACAUGGGAGGUAUUUCCUGGGCCUGUUGCUGUGCCUGUGGAUCUGUGGAAUCACUGGAAGACUAUCUUAUAUGUUAAAAAAACACAAUAAAAUAAAUUUUUCAGGAAGAGACUCUUGCUUAGUUAUAUAUUUUGUAUGUUCUUUGCUUGAUAUAUUAUACAGAGAAAAAUCUGUUCUGCCAAAAUGCACAAAGUGUGAGCAGACACCAGACCAGAGUCUUUAACCCCAUGUGGGCAUGAAAUACAUGGAUAAUUCUGUCCUGAAAAGGCACAUUUGCAGGUUGAAGUGCUUGAUGCACACAAGGUGACACAGAGACAGUGAGUUUUUAUGGAUAAAGUACCAUUUUGCAAUCUGCUCUCACUCUUAGUCAGUAUUUAUCAGCAGUAGUAAGGUCCAGUCUCAUUUUUGUCAUGAGUAAAAAAUCCUCAUGUGUAACAAAAUAAUCUAACCUUAACCUCUGGAAUGAAAAAAUUAACUUAGAUUUUUUUAGUUUUACAUGCGUUAAAAGCACAAACUGCUGAUCUAUAUGUAAAUAAAUGCUGCAAGAUGUAUGUAUGCAAGAUGAAUGUAAAAUGGGAAAGAAAAUACUAUUUUUGCAUGGUAAUAGGUUACUUAAAGACCUCUUGAUGCCUUAGAAAGAAAUUGAAAAAGCAUUUUAUUUAGAGGCAAUUCUAUUGGCAUACUUUUUGUAUCUUUAGUUCACUUUGGUUUUCUCUAGGGGAAAAGAAUUUCAGAAUUAAAUAAUUGUUUCUUCUUGGAAUUGAUGUUCUUCAGUAUUUUGCACAUUUCGUGGUUUCUAUACCACCUUUGCAGCUGUGAAAUAAUGAAGCUUUUCAGAGACGAAAUCUGGAUGCCUGUAGCCCAAAAGUUUUAGAUCCCUUGAAUUCUCCCAAAGAAAAAUCUUUUCUGAGGCAUCUGGAGUUCCUUUAAGGCCUUCAUUUCAGCAUUUUGUUAUGUAUUUUAGCAAAGUAAAAGCAGCCAACAAAUGAGGCAUUUUGGUAAGUGUUGCCUACUGUAUUUUCAACUGAAAGUGAAGGGGGGUAAAAUUUAACAUAUUCAUUUGUGUAAAAAAAAAAAUCCUGUUAUUAAAAAUUUUUCAGUUUUGGUAUAUUAGCAUGUAUAUCAAAGAGUCAUCUAUGGAAACUUUUGUAAAGAACUAAAUUCUUAUCUUUCUCUAAACUGCUCAUAAGAUUUUCCUGUGGACUCACAUAAAAUAAAAGCUCUUUUAAAAAAUCCUUUGUUCCUCCAGCACUCUGUCCUCACCAUCGGUAUGAAGCAAUUCGGAAUGUCUGCCUAAACCGAAUGUGUUGUAAAAAUAAGAAAUUAUGUAAAAAAAUUAUGACGAAAUGCAUAUUGGGACAUGAGAUUUAUUUUAGCAAUGUCCUAUGAAAACAAAUUGUUGCAAAGCUCUCUGAAGAUGCAGCAGUCUUUCCGUAAUGGUUUCAUUUUUUAAUUUUAGAUCAAUAACAAUAUAAUCAAAUGUAUAUGCUUGUUUCAUAUGAAUUGACAAUUGGGAAUGCAUAGUAUUUUUUCAGACUGCGUCUAGACCAAUAAAGUUUCAAAGCAUUCAGGCUCCAUUCUGGUUUUUGUGCGCAUUUCUAUCUCCCUUCACUUGGAAAUCCAGAAACGCUUGGAAGUGCCCAAAGCCAGGCUGGACGGGGCUUGGAACAGCCUGGUGUAGCAGAAGGCGUUGCUGCCCAUGGCAGGGGGCUGGAACAGGAUUCGUAUUUGGGGUCCCUUCAACCCGAAUCACUCUAUGAUUCUACGCGCUCCAUUUUGUCAGGUAACGAAGAAGCUACGACAUUCCUCCUCUCCACAAACGGAAGUUAAAACACGGGUUCGGAUCAGUACAGGGAUCAUCACACACACGAUUAAUUCACUCGACUUUCAUACACGAGUUUCUACCUGGUGAGGCACAGGCUGCGGGUGGCUCGGAAGAGGCACGAAGCGGCCGGACGCGGUGAGGGCGCCGCUGCCCACAGCCGGCCCCUCACGGGCCGCGCUCCCUCACCGCUCGGCGCGUGCGGCCGCCCCGCGCAUGCGGGCUGGCGGUGCGGGGACGGUUCCGCCUGCGGGGCCGCGGGCGGGGAUGGCUGCGGCGGGUCCGGUUGGCGUGGAGCGGGACUGCGGCCUCCACGCACCCUGCAUCGGGAAGGCGCCGCGGAAGAAGCGUCGCGCCUCCCCUCUGCCGGGGGUGGUCGCUCUCCCGGGCAGCCGGGCCGGUGUCUCUCAGAUGUGCCGGCGGCGCCUGUUCGGGAGCGCGGGGCCUCGCGGGCCCGAGCCUGCCUGUAAACGUCUCUCCCGGGCCGCGGCCGGGCUUGGGGUGCAGGAGGCUGGGCCGGUACCGGUGGGAAAGGGUGGCGGAAAGAGGACUCUGCGCUGUGAUUUGUCCGGCCUGAAUAAAAAGUUCAGUGGGAAAAACCUACCAAAGAUUAAAGAAAAUGUUGAAUAUACUGAAGAGAGCUCUUCAUGCAACCAAAGUAAUCAAGCGACUGUCAGAGAAACAACAGACUUCAACAUAAAAGAAGAGGAACCAGAAGAAAGCUGUGUAUCACUGAAGGAAUCCAAAAUAAUCAACUUUGAAAAUAAAGAAAGUUUGAAAAAUGCUGAAGUGACUUCAAGUACAGAAAUUACUCUUCCCACAGGUGUUUCCACCUUUCUCAUAGAGUGUUUAGAUGAAGAUUCAGCUGCAGAUUAUAGCACUGCUAGGGACAGCCUGAAGACUUACUCAUCCCCUGAAACAUUCAGAGAUGAUGAUUUGGAAAGAUCCAAUUUUUACUCUGUGGACCUUGGCAAGUACAAGAACUCUACUCUCUUGGACUCCAGCAAAGCAGUGGCCAUAGAUAAGAUACCACAGAUCUCAAAUCUUUCAGCAAUAUCAGAACCUGUACCUGAGGAUUUUCCAGACCGAUGCAUUAGAAGAAAGAGACGAUCAAAUUGCUAUUACAGUUCUUCAGCAUUAAGCAUUUCAACUACACUGGCAGGAAAAAAAGUCCGUAAAAUAACAGCUGCAAGAGAGAGAACGCCUGACCUAAAAAGUUGUGUGCGCUGUUCUUCACCGUUAGGGCCGGAAAGCAAGCGUGAUAGUCAAACAGCUAAAGCCAAAAGGUUGAAGAAAAAAGAAAGCAGUUUCAAUCCCUUAGAAGGAGGUUCAUCAUCCUUUAGGCAGCUUGAUGCCCCGGAAGACUCCUCAGCCAGAUCAGAGGGGUUGACAGCAGAAGUUCUGCCAGCCAAACCGACAGAGGCUGUGGUGCCUCUGUGUGACAGACAGGAGAUCUGCUCCAUUGUUAGAAUGUCACCAGGCCAGAGGCCUUCCCGGCUCCAGCAAGUUCCAGUUAACUGGAAAGAGUUCAGCCUUCCCAAAGGAGUGCCUGAAGAUAUUAUUACAAGUACCAAAAAGUGGAUCUGCUGUAAACAGAAAUGAGAUUUUUUUUUUUUGCUUUCAGCAGGAGUCAACAGAAGAAAUUACUGUCUUGCUGCUGUGGCAGGGUGGGGAAACUGAACUCCUCACUAGUAAAUAAUGGUUGUAUUUUUUUUUCUUUUUGCAUGCAUGUUGUUUGAAAUUUAGUAUGUAUUUCAGUAAGCUAGUAAAUACUCAAAUACUUUAUAGUUAAUUAUUUUGUACAGCAGCUAGAUCCUGAUCUGGGCAUUAUUCUGUAAGGAUUCCAUAAAGAUGAUUCUUCAGUUUGUUUAGAUUUUUAAAAAGUGUGACUGAAGAACAGCAGACCAAGUUGCUUUAGCAGAAUUACUGUUGGCUUGCUCUCUGCUAAGAUUUCUAGUUUUCUGUAGCAGCAUUAGUAUCUAAAGAUGUGACCCCUGUAUAAGUGUUAACAUCGGCUGUGAAGGUAACUGCAUGUCCUGGGAGUGGCUGUGAAAGCAUUCAUGUACUCUUGGGGACCCACAAGUCAAUAGUAUACUACCAUUAAAUUCCUUGAAUGCUUAGGUCUGCAGAACUUUGGAGGUACAGGACUGUGUAUUCUGCUGUAAUUUGAUUUCUGAACACCAGCAGAGGUUCUCUUCACCCCAUCGUCACUGUGAAUUGGCUCUUAAUGAUCAGCACUGUCACCAUUCUGGGCACAUCCACUGCCCAGCCACUGCCAUCUCAGAGUCCUCCUUAUUUCAUCUCAGGUAUUUUGUAAUAUCACAUCUCUCAGCCUUUGUUUUUUCUACUGGCUUCAGACUUAGAGAAAGUAAAUGCCUUACAUGAAACAGUGGUGGGAAAAACCCUUUUACAGCUGAACUGUUUGAAGAGAUGGAUAUUGAUAUUCUGGAUUUUCAGGUUACUGCUCACACUGUGUCCACACAAAUCAAAUUCCCAGUGCUUCCAGUUCAGCUUGUGGAUUGUUAAUUCAUGAAUGUUCUUAAUGUGCUGAAUGUGUCAGAAAACACUGUCAAGAAGACUUUUUUUCCACUUGAAUUCAUUGCACAUUAAAGUAAUUUCGACCCCUACAGUGUUCUCGCUGCAAUAUCCUUUACUCAGACUUUAUCUGGACAGAAAGGAAGGUUUUCAAUGUUUCAAAAUGCUAGUAUGGCUUUCAAAAGUCUGAGUUUGUUUCCCAGUGUUAUCACCCUGGAAAAUAGUUCUGUAUUUCCAAGAAGAGCAUGACAAGAAGACAUACAAAACCCACACCUAUAGUUUGACUGCAUUUGAAAACACCUGCAAAAGUUCAAACCCUGAUCUUUUCCCCAUUGCUCUGGGGUAGAAGGAAGUGCAGAUAAUUGCUGCUGGAUUAGUCUGUGAACAAGUAUUAUAUAAACAUUUAAAAUGGCUCAAGGCUAAAAAUUAUGCCAUUAAGCUAUUUUUCUUUUAAGCAUUAGUAGAAUUGAGUUCUGCCAAUAACUUCUUGGAGUCCUGUCAGGUAUGCUUUUAAUUAUCAAUAUCCCUGUUCUUGCAAAUACUAAGUCACUAGUAAUUAUGCAAGAAUCUAGAGCCCCUAGGAGACAGAGAUGAACUCCUUGAUGUAGCUUUAAGCAAAAUUGAAAGUUACAUAUUCAGUAAGUUGUGUUUAUGAUGAUUAUUCAAGGAAAGGAUCGUCCAGAAUAAAAAUAUGUUUAUUGUAAGGGCAUUCUGGAAGUCAUAGGAAAAAAUACUUAUUUUGUCCCAAGCCAUUUCGUAGUGCUAUACAUAGAGACUAAUACUGGCAAACUAAUUGGAAAGUACAGGAGAGGAAAAUAUGGUCUGUAACUGUGGAAUUGGCGGUAGCAGCUUGAAUAUUGUCGGGGUUUGCUUUUGUUUUUCUUGAUGUGAUGAGGCUGUAUAGGACAGAAAUAUCAUGAACCACAAUCUCGUGUCCUUCCCUUCAGUUAUGAAAGCAGUGCUUCUUAUCAUCUUUUGUCUGACUCUUAGAGAAACUGUAAUUACCAGGCUAGCUCUCUGCCCCAGGGAAGGAAAUUAAUUUGGAGGCUGCAGCAAUCUCUACUCUUGUUCUGCUGUUCUCAAAGGAAAGACAUUUUCCCGUGGUUUGGUUUUCAGCUGAAAAAUUACUACGUAAAAUUUCAUUCAGAGUGGGAAUUGGCUCUUCUGUAUUGGUAGAUAAAGGUUAUGGGUCAUGAAGGUUAUGGGUCAUGGCCAGUUAAUUGCCAGAGGAGAUUAUUUGUGCAGUGAUUCAGAAGAAGAAUCUGUUCAGUGUCACCAGGGCUGCCCUGUCACAUCCCAGGCUUGAAUGGAAUUACUUCCAUGCAAGAAGUCUGAUAAUCCUUUAUCACCAGGAAUUGUGCAUGGCAGAUGCAUGUUGAGUAAAUGUAUUAUACAUAAAUCUGUAAGAGGCUUUUCAUUAACACUGUUCAGUUAUUCUUGUUAUCUGAAGUGCGCUUCUAGGAGACUUGGACUCCAAGUGCUCAGAGAUGGUGUGGGAGAUGUUUCUUGUACUGGAGUACUACAAAAGUACAUGUACAGGCUGGUGGAGGAUAAAAUCUUACAUGCAAAUGGUUCUGGUUUGAUUCAAAGUCCUUAGACUAGAAGAGAGAUGUCUGGGGCCCAAAUCAAAAUAUGCUGAAUGUAUACGCAAGUUCACUUACAUGUAAAGGGACUCCCUCAGCUUGAAUUGUAAUGCACUUGAACUUAGGUAAAUCUUCAUUGCUCUAAGUUGUGAAACUACUGAAAGCUGAGUUACAUAUCCUGGCCAAAAUUCUAUUAUUUUGUUUUGUUCCCUGAGGACUUUUUAUCUUUAAGACUGUAUUUGUGUGCUCCUCUUGAAGCCAGGAGGCUUCCACAUAGUGAAAGGAUGUAAAGAUUGGUCUUGUAAAGAUCUGUGGUAGGCACGUGUGUCUUCUGUACAGAACAAGGGGAAAAAGAUGCAUCUAAACAUCAGUUCCUGUUUUGUGUUAGAAUUGUAUGCAACUUCAGGUAGAUGGAAAACAAAGUUCCUACAGAUGGGUGAUGGUGAAGAAUCAUUAUGUAGCUAUGUUACGCAUGUGCUAAAUUAUGCCUUAAAAAUAAUCUGCUUAAUUUAAUCUUACAUCAUACAUUGUUUUAGCUUAAUUCCAUUUUCCAGGGAAAGCAGAUGAGUCAAUCAGCUUUGUCAGUCCUUAAUUAAGCUUCCUAGCAUGGUUGUAUCUGAACAGUGAGACAUUGAAGGAGACUGUUAGCUGUUACCAGGGUUUCUAUUUCAUUUAAGUAUUACUAAUAAAGAGUUUUGUGAAAAAGCAUAGAUCCUUUUGAUUUUACAGAACCUAUCACGCUUUUUCUUUUUUUUAUUCUUUUUUUUAAAGUUACUGGGCAUUAUGUCCUAAAUACUCAUUUGUGGAUGAUGUUUUACGUGUACUGAUGGCUUCCUCUGCCAUCAACUACACGCGUUCGACCUUCCCUGUUGGUUUUGACUCC
Molecule: messenger RNA, 6980 nt
Organism: Cinclus cinclus
Lineage: Eukaryota; Metazoa; Chordata; Aves; Passeriformes; Cinclidae
Gene: MEIKIN
Product: meiotic kinetochore factor
Exons: 12
Coding region: 2196-3581 (461 amino acids)
Biological process (GO): meiosis I sister chromatid cohesion; male meiosis chromosome segregation; meiotic sister chromatid cohesion, centromeric
Cellular component (GO): kinetochore
Source: RefSeq, a predicted model, not a curated record